Miniopterus natalensis is the source of this 5188-nucleotide messenger RNA. NCBI's taxonomy places the organism in Eukaryota, Metazoa, Chordata, Mammalia, Chiroptera, Miniopteridae. The record is from RefSeq and is a predicted model, not a curated record.
CGGGGAAAUAGAACAUCGUUUCCUGGGCAGCUUCGGAUAAGACAGCUUUACAACAGUGUUCUUACAUAGCCCGUUAGCCCAUUAUCGUGAGGUUCAGAAAAAAAGUAAUGAUUUAUCUCUUGCAGGUAAACCUUAUUCCUGCUCUACAAAUAUUUUAUUUUUUUAGUCUUGAACUUCCAGAUGUAGUCUUGUCAGUACAUUCCUAGUUUUAAAAAUAUAUUCAGUACUAAGGAAGGUGCCCACUCCUUUAACUUUCUUGAGAGAAAAAUGAUAUUACAAGGAGGGUACUUGAAGGCAAGGAGCUUUUCCUUGUCCCACGGGUUGGUAUGAAGUCAGCGGGAAUGGAGGCCCUUUGGUGUUAAACAUGGUCCAGAGUUGAUGGCCAUAGAUUUAAUGUAAAAAAUCUGAAGCCUGAAUUCCUUUGGGAAAAGCAAGAUGUUUUUAUGAUUCUACAACUAACAAGGACUGGCUUUCCCCACCUGGUCUUGGCACCUUUGGCAGAAAAUUUGGGAAUGUAGUGUGACCUGAUUUCUCAGGCAGAAACCCUUCCUUUGAGUGAGGGAGAGCCCCUCACCAGUGCUGGGUGUCGUGGGAAGUCUGAGCAGAAGGAGCUCAUGUUGCCGUCUGGUUUUCCUGGACCCUUCUCUGAGUGUGAGGUGAACAGGGAUAGUUGCUGUGACAUACUCGAGCGCUAAGUCACAUCCUUUAGAGAACUGAGCAGAAGAGAACGUGGGCUUUGUGCCUACAGAGGUAGAUGGAGGAGACGAGACCAGCGCUGCGUCAUUAAAUAAAAAUUCACCAACUGCCUCUCACGCCUGAACCAGGGGAUACUGCGUGUCAGGGCACCAGAGUCCCUGCUCUUACCCCUGUUGCAGACCCUCUGAGCACUGGGGAACUAUCUUGUCGGGAGCUUUGAUUCCCUCUUUCCUCUUUCUUUCUGUUAGGAAAGAAGAAUACGCUGAACAGACUCUGACCUUUGGCUUUCAGCUCGCCAAGACCUUCUACCGAGCUCUCCUUUUGUGGCCCAUGUGCUGCAUCGUCUGCCCUCAGUGUGCAACGGGCCCCCAACGCAAUGUGUGUUUGUCAAACCAUGGAAGUGGGGCAGUAUGGCAAGAACGCGAGUCUGGCCGGAGACCGGGGAGUCCUCCUGGAGCCCUUCAUCCACCAGGUGGGCGGGCACAGCAGCAUGAUGCGCUAUGAUGACCACACUGUGUGCAAGCCCCUCAUCUCCCGGGAGCAGCGCUUCUACGAGUCCCUCCCUCCCGAAAUGAAGGAGUUCACCCCCGAGUACAAAGGCGUCGUGUCUGUCUGUUUUGAGGGGGACAGUGAUGGUUACAUCAACUUGGUGGCCUACCCUUAUGUGGAAAGCGAGACGGUGGAGCAGGAUGACACACCAGAGCGGGAGCAACCGCGGCGCAAACACUCCCGCCGGAGCCUGCAUCGGUCGGGCAGUGGCAGCGAGCACAAAGAAGAGAAGGCCAGCCUGUGCUUUGAGCCCUCUGAGAGCUCCCAGGAGGCAAAGACUUCAAAGGUGGAGCCACACAGCCAUUCAGAUGUCCCUUUCCAGAUGCUAGAUGGCAAUAGCGGUCUGAGUUCUGAGAAGAUCAGCCACAACCCCUGGAGCCUGCGCUGCCACAAGCAGCAGCUGAGCCGCAUGCGCUCUGAGUCUAAGGACCGAAAGCUCUACAAGUUCCUCCUGCUGGAGAACGUGGUGCACCACUUCAAGUACCCCUGUGUGCUGGACCUGAAGAUGGGCACCCGGCAGCACGGCGACGAUGCGUCGGCCGAGAAGGCAGCCCGGCAGAUGAGGAAGUGCGAGCAGAGCACGUCAGCCACGCUGGGGGUCCGCGUCUGCGGCAUGCAGGUGUACCAGCUGGACACAGGGCAUUACCUCUGCAGAAACAAGUACUAUGGCCGCGGGCUAUCCAUUGAAGGCUUCCGCAACGCCCUCUAUCAGUACCUGCACAACGGCUUGGACCUGCGACGUGACCUUUUUGAGCCCAUCCUGAGCAAACUGCGGGGCCUGAAAGCGGUACUGGAGCGGCAGGCCUCCUACCGCUUCUACUCCAGUUCCCUGCUUGUCAUCUAUGAUGGCAAGGAGUGCUGGGCUGAGUCCUGCCUGGACCGCCGGUCCGAGAUGCGUCUCAAGCACCUGGACACAGGGCUGCCUGAGGUGGCAUCACCCUGUGGCCCUAGCACCAGCCCCUGCAGCACCAGCCCCGAGGCAAGCUCCUCCUCUCCACCCAAGGUGGAUGUCCGCAUGAUCGACUUUGCACACAGCACGUUCAAGGGCUUCCGGGAUGACCCCACCGUGCAUGACGGGCCUGACCGAGGCUAUGUGUUUGGCCUGGAGAACCUCAUCAGCAUCAUGGAACAGAUGCAGGACGAGAACCAGUAGGCCCAGUUCUGGGCCCUCGGAACCCCUUCCUCUCCACCCGCAGGCAGGGACCAUUGAUCUGAACUCGCCGUGAGGACACACAGACUUGCUUUUAAAGGGUUAUAUUUCUCUUGGGUAUAAACUAAAAGAAAUGUUUUUAGCUGUAGCCUGGAAUCCAUAUAUAUAUAGAAGAGAGCAGAACACACAUCCUCUCAGCCAGGCUCCUUAGCUCUACAGCUCUGACUGCUGUGUCCAGGCUGACUUAGCAGAGGUGCCCCUGGUGGGCUUGGCAGCAGGGACAGGGUACCCUUGGACAUUGGUUUCUCUUGCCUAGGUUUUUGGGGUCUGUGGCUACAGGGCCCUGCUGAUUGUGGGGUGAAGCCCUGGGCUCGCGCAGGGCCCCUCCAUGCCCACCCAUCCCUUGUUCCUCAGAAGUAGAGGGAUUAGGUGCCCAUCUCUAGGGGACAUAUUCUAGUGUUGUGGGUGUCAGCCGCUCUUUGACUGAUGCCCCCAGGGCACUACAAGACCAGCUGUGCACAGCUGGACCCAUCCAACUCAGUUCUGUUCUUAGCAUGAGGCUAGAUUCAUGAAGCUGCGCUGAAGUCAGCUUAUGGCAGAGGGCAGGCCCCGGGGUUCCCAGGCCCCCUUUGGCACUUGAACCUGCUCCUUUUCCUGCCUGCACACCCCAGCCAGCCUUUCUCACCAAGAUCCCUUGCCUAAGGAGGCCACGCCCUCUUGCCCCCCUGCCAAGGAGAGUCAGUGUCCCAGCAGGCCUCAGGGCCUCUGGUGACUCUGGCGAGACAGUAUUUGCAGUUCUUGUGCUGUGGGGCUGGGAGUCCCCUUUCUCUGGUGUGGGCAGCUGUGCUGCCUGUGGAUGGGCUGCUCCUCCCAGGGCUCAGGGGCUGUGGUCCGCUCAGGGUCUCACCUUUCCCCAGGCCAAGCUCAAGGCAGCAGCCCAUUUAAGGAUCUCCAGGCUUGUCUGCACGUAGGGACGUUGUCUGCGCCCUGGGUGCAGGUGCCCAGGUAUUGCUGAGUUUUGUCUUACCAGUCCUGGAGUCCAUCAGUCUCUGUCCAUCUGCCAGCCCGUCUCGGGAUCCUUCCCCUGGGAUGUAGCCUUGUUCAUUAGUAAAUAUUGAUUUCCUUCAUGCUUUCCUCAGCAAAAUAUUCUCUCCCAUUUCUGAGGUGAGCUUUUGCCCCUGGCCCGUCUUCAGCAGGCGCUGCCUUUUUUCAAAGAACUGGUAGAAUUAAUUGUAGGAGGCAUUUCCCUGCUGGCCCAGCACCCUCUCUGUGGGCCUGGAGUGUGGCCCCUUCAACACUCAGUACUUACAGUGGUACAGUGAAGGCCCAAGGGGUGACCCCUUCUCCAUGGUCUUAGUUUUUGCUGCCAGCCCUUAAUGACACAGAGGCCUGCCACUUCUAAUACUUUUGGCCAGGAGGUGACACUGCACUUACCUAACCAUUGCCAAGGUUAGUGCCCUUACCUCUGAACCUAGGGGCCACUGUCAUUGUCACUUUGGGCAUAUCCCUGUUUGGGCAUUAAAGGUAAGCUUGCUAGACUCUGUGAGAAGCCUUGGUAACUGAUGGAUAACUUCCUGGUCCUGAGGCAGCCUCAUGCAUCUUAAAUGGGUUCCUUGAUGGAUCCCAUGUCUCAGCCCUCUGACCCUGGUGCCAGUGGUGGGCAGGUUCCCAUUCCUUGGGGCUGGGAGGGACAGCUUGCUUGUUUCUGGUCAGUAAUGACUGUCUUCUCUCCUGUACUGUUCUGUGGCUUCAGCCGUAGGGGCAGUAGCUCUUCAUUAGUGUAGACAGUCAUUUCCUGGCAAGGCAGAGGCUGAGACAGGGGCACUUGGAUUACCUUGAUUUGAACCUGCCCAGCCUGGAGGUGUGCUGUGCCUCCUGAGUUCCUAUAUUUUGGGAGCACAUGCCACCCCCUUCUCUUCAUAGCAAGAGGCUGUACCCACUUAUGUUUAGUGUUUUCCUGGCACUAAAAAGAGAAGGCCUGGGAUUUGCUGCUUCUCCCCCCAGGGUGGGUCCCCUCUUUUCAGCACUUUCGCCAGUUGGAGAACCAGCCCCCCUUUAUCCUGCAGGUGGUGGGCCUGUGUGUGCACAUGCUCUCCGCCCCUACUCUUCCUCACUGCUCUGCCAGAGUCCUGUGCCUGCCAGGCCCUGCCUUCCCAGCCCCAGCUUGGGACCAAAGUGCAGCGUGGGAUCACGGUUGGGUUACUCAAGUGACCCCUGUCCAUAGUGCUUCCUUGGGCCAAGUGACACAAGCCCCUGGGAGGUGGGAUUGGGUGGUGCUUAAAGAGGAAGGGGACCAGUAUAGCAAUUUGCCAGGGACCCCCACCCCUCCCUCACAUUGGGGCCUGUGCGGUGGGCGUGGGGACUCUAAGGGGCCAAAGGCCUAGGCUAGUUCAAUAGCCGCUGCUCACCUGCUCACACGCACGCCUCCUAGAUGCAGAUUGCUUUGAACGUCAACGCCCUUGAAUUUGGUUUUCUUUGUGCCGAUUUUAAAAAAUGGUUUAAUGAGGGGAAAAACUUGGAGGACCUUGGGAGGGUCCUUUGCUUCUCCCAGAACCGCAAGGCUGCGCCUCUGGGAAUCGCUUUUUUGCUCCACUUCCCUGUCCCCCAAAGCCUGCGCCGCUCUGACGCGUGGCUCCGGCCCGACCCCGCGCAGUUGCGCGUCUUCCCGACGCUGCGUGCGGGGGACGGGGUGCUUAGACCUGGGGCCGAGCCACCCCUUUCUGUCCACCUCGCGCUGCCCGCCCCGCUUGUGUCUGAGGUCGUGUAUGUCAAAAUAAAGCCGCUAGAAACUCA